UGAAAGCCUCUGCCAGAGCUGUCGGUGGAAGACUGAGUAUCCUCUCGUCGGUAGCCGGACUGAAAAUACAAGUCGAGCAUUAGUGGACUUUGGAGCGCUUUUACUAGCCUCGUUACCGUCGAUCAGCUUGUUUUUUUUUUUUAUUAGAUAUAUAUAUUCCAAAACCACAUUAUUUAGUUUGCAUCCUGACCUUUUUUUCCCCCCAAGAUUUGGGAGCUGGAGGGGGACACAUUUCUGUCAGCUAACUUCCACAAUAGGUUUCGCUGCGUCGCCGGGCUGCUGCAUAUGUUUGAUUUUGGCUCAGCAGUUUGACUCCAGCCCCCUUUCCAGCCGAGCCCAAAUGCUGAGGAAUGGAUAGUGUGUCUGCCAAAGGUGGGAAGAUGGUCGAGAGUGAUGAGCAGCCGGAGAGGGAUAGCGGCGGUGGCGCAGCGAUGGCCGCACUACAUCAGUGCGAACUCAUCCAGAAUAUGAUUGAUAUCUCCAUCUCCAGUUUACAGGGGCUACGGACCAAAUGCGCCGCGUCCAACGACCUCACGCAGCAAGAAAUACGCACUUUGGAGGUGAAGCUGAUGAAAUACAUCUGUAAACAGCUGCAGUGCAAGCAGAAAGUGCCAGAGACAGAGAGGCCCGAGGCCCUCGACAGCUACCCACGCUUACGGGACUGGCUACGCACCAUCAACCUGCGACCGGAGCUCAUCGAGGCUGUAGAGACCAAGUUGUCGCUGGAUGCUUUACUGCAGAUGUCAGGUGCUCAGGUGAGAGACACAAUGCGAAGACUAGGGUCCAGCUCAGAGGAACGUGCCAGGCUCAGUGCUGCCCUCUCCUGUCUGAAGAGUGCCACUGAAUCAGGAGGUGAGCUGAGAGAAGACAGCAGUCCUUGGUUGUCUGAGCCCACCAGGAGGGACAGCGGCUCUCUACUGACCGCGGACCAGCUAACCAACCUGGGGACGCCGCUCCGCCCCCACAGUCCCUCGCCUCUCGCCCGCCCAUCCACCAUCCAGUCCACCCCAUCCACCCCCUGCGCCACCUUCCCCCAUCCCCGCUCAGGCUCGGUGUCAGCGGUGCCCACUCCGGACGUGCUGGCGUGUCACGUCCACGGCGAAAGCCCCCUCACAGAUCCCUUCCCCAUGUCCUUCGCUCGCACAGCCCGGCUCCACGGGCGCACCUCCACCCCGCCCAUAACCCCGCCCUCCAAGCGACGACACCGACUGAAGCCCCCCUGCACCCCUCCACCUCCAUCCCGCAAGGUGCUCCAUCUGCUGCCCAACAUCACUCUGACGCGCAGCAAAAGCCACGAGUCCCAGCUGGGCAACCGCAUCGAGGAUCCUCCCACCAACAAGUGUGUUAAAAAGAAUAAGUUGUUGCUGAACAUGCAAGUUAACGGUAAUGGCUGUGAGGACUCGCCUUCUCGUUACCCAGUCGUGUCUGCACGGACGCCUGGAGUCACCCCAAUCGCCACCACAGCACCUUACACCCUCCCUGGAACGCCCACCCUGCUAGAGGAGCACAGCACAAUUAAGAAUAAUGUAGCAGUGCAUCGCAGUUCCCCACAAGCAGUGAGGAGGGACAUAGGCCUAGCAGUCACGCACAGGUUUUCCACCAAGUCCUGGUUGUCCCAGACAUGUCAAGUGUGCCAGAAGAACAUGAUGUUUGGGGUUAAGUGCAAACACUGUCGAUUAAAGUGCCACAACAAAUGCACAAAGGAGGCUCCAUCCUGCAGAAUCUCCUUUCUACCCAUCGCCAAAAUUCGGAGGACAGAGUCGGUUCCCUCUGAUAUAAACAACCCUGUGGACCGACCGUCAGAAGCACCGCAGUUUGGCACGCUACCAAAGGCCAUUACGAAAAAGGAUCAUCCUCCGGUGCUCAACCAGCUGGACUCCAGCAGCAAUCCGUCCUCCACCACCUCAUCCACACCUUCCUCCCCGGCACCCUUUCAGCAGAGCAACCCCCCCAGCGCCACUCCUCCACCCAACCCCUCACCCAAAGGCCAUCGGGACAGCCGCUUUAACUUCCCAGCUGCCUGUUACUUUCAGCAUAGACAACAGUUUAUCUUCCCCGAUGUUUCCAGUCCUGUGAAUUUGCACUCUGAUGUCCUCCAAGACACAGUCAAUGAGAUAGAGCAGUCAGCGGACGACAUACAUGCUGAGCUGGUAGAAGAUGAAGAUGAAGAGGAAGGGGAGGAGGACAUUGAAGUUGAAGAUGAAGACCCAGAAGCAGAAGAAGAGAAUGAUGAAGAUGACGAGGAGAAUGAGGACGAAGGGGAUGAUGAUGAUGAUGAUGACAGGGAGGAGAUCAGGAUGAACGUGGGCUCGGACGGCGAGUGCGAUGAGCUGGACGAUUUGCCCAACUCUCGGGGAAACCAGUGGAAGGGCCCCAUCUCCCGCAAGGCCAGCCAGACCAGCGUCUACCUGCAGGAGUGGGACAUCCCUUUUGAGCAGCUGGACCUCGGAGAAUUAAUCGGAAAGGGCCGCUGGGGCAAAGUACAUAAGGGUCGGUGGCAUGGUGAGGUAGCCAUCCGACUUCUUGAGAUUGAUGGGAACAAUCAGGACCAUCUGAAGCUCUUUAAAAAGGAAGUGAUGAACUACAGGCAGACCAGGCACGAAAAUGUGGUCCUCUUCAUGGGGGCCUGCAUGGCUCCACCCCACUUAGCCAUCAUCACCAGUUUCUGUAAAGGGAGGACGCUGUAUUCAGUGGUGCGAGACACUAAAAACACCUUGGAUAUUAAUAAGACAAGACAAAUCGCUCAGGAGAUUGUAAAGGGAAUGGGCUAUCUGCACGCCAAAGGCAUUGUUCAUAAAGACUUGAAAUCAAAGAACGUUUUUCAUGACACCAAUAAAGUCGUGAUCACAGACUUCGGGCUGUUUGGGAUCUCUGGAGUUGUUCAGGAGGGGAGGCGGGAGAAUAAACUAAAACUUCCACAUGGCUGGAUUUGUUAUCUCGCGCCAGAGAUUGUGCGUAGGAUGAGCCCAGGUAACAAUGAGGACCGCCUUCCAUUUUCCACCGCAGCAGAUGUGUACGCCUUCGGCACCAUUUGGUAUGAGCUUCAAGCUAGGGACUGGCCAAUCACCAACCAGCCUGUGGAAGCUACCAUCUGGCAGGUGGGGAGCGGAGAGGGCAUAAAGAAGGUUUUGACGGAGAUCAGCUUGGGCAAGGAGGUCACUGAGAUCCUCUCUGCCUGCUGGGCGUAUGACCUGAGAGAAAGGCCGACCUUCACCCAGCUGGCCGACAUGCUGGAGAAGCUGCCCAAACUCAACCGCAGGCUGUCUCACCCUGGACACUUCUGGAAGUCUGCAGAGUUGUAGCAGUCGCUCUGAAACAUAAGCAAUGCAAAACAAAACGCCUGGGUCUGCCUUGCAUGCUCCUGAAUCCUUAACUCUUACAGGAUUGAUCAAAGCAUUGCCUCUGCCUGAAACAAGGCACUGCUUCCACUAAUCCACAGUCUGAUCUUCCAUGUCUAACCGUUGAGUUUUUGUUGUUCGGAGGGGUGGAAAGGCGGACCGAGGCGUGGCAGGUGGGACGGCCACUGCCACUCCUUUCCCUCCGUCCCGUCUAAUAUCUCCCUUGCCUUCCUUUGGUUUUGGUUUUGUUCAUUCGGGACUCUGAGGCUCAUGAAUAACUGGCUUGUGGUGGGACUGACCGACUGGUGCGCUGUGGUCUGUGCCUGCUGACGGCCGCCCUGUCCUCGGCCUGCUCACCUUCUUCUGUGCUGCUGUGAUGUGGUUGUUCUCGUCGGGGUCCUGACCACAUGCCUCCUCUUUUUUUUCAUCUCUGAAACACACACACACACACACACACACACACAUAAACACACACUGCUGGACAUAAAAUGGACGCUACUACCAAAACGGACCACUUCAUUUAUCUCUGUUUUCCCCGAGGGUUUGACGCGUUUGACAGGCUGCUUGACUGAUGCUGUCAAACCAACUGCCUCUCUUUCCCCCUCUCCCUCCGUUUCGUAACGGGGUUGCGUGACGGCAUGUGCAGAGAUACUCACCAGCCCGUGUCUAGGCGCAAUAUGCACUUUGUCAGCAGGAAAAAAAAUAAUCAUGAACUCUUUAUUUUUUUGUGAUUUAGUUUGGUUUUUUGAACGGUCAUAUUUGCGGUGUUUUAUUUUUUAUUAUUUCUCUCGUCAGGGGAGUCUCAGAGGCUUGGACAGAGUGAUGUGUGUGUCUGUUUUGGAGUAUAAUCUGGUAAAUUCACUGUUUAUUGGAUGCAUUUGAAAACGGCACUGAUGAGAACUUGCUAAACAACAAGAAAAGUGAAAAGAAAUGGGUGAAAUCUUCACGGGAAUAGAAUACUACUGGCUUAAAGGCUUUUUAAAAAAUAAUGUUCAUCCGUUGAAGUGUAAAGGGCACCUUAAAAGAAUAUGAGUUACUUCUUUCAAGGAGUUGAGUGAGUUCAUUCUCUGCGCAAAAAAAAGUUUAAAAAAAAUCAGGAACCUGGAGCAAAAGUGUCCUAUAUCUUCCUUUAACAGUACCUCUUGUGUGCGCUUGUGUAUACCGUUUGUGGUUGCUGGCUUCAGUUGGCGUGCUUGUAUUUAUGUGUUAUGUGUGGGUGCACGUGCGACUGAAUGAGCGUACUGUGUUGGAACAUGUAGGGUUUUUUGUUGGAAGAUUGCAGUAAAUGUUGUGUUGCAAAUCCAAUGGUAUGUAAUGUACAUACAUUAUUUAAUGUAUAGCAAAUUAACAUUGAUUCUUCUAAUAUUUGUACAAACAUUUUAUAUGUAAAAUACAUCACAACAUUUUUGAAUAGGUACUGCUAUGACUAUUACAGAUGUAAAUAUAUAUAUAUAUAUAUAUUUAUAUUUUUUUCAUGUAUAAAAAAAAUCUGUAUAAAAGCUGUACAAUUUUUUAGAAUGGGCCAAUACAUGUUUUUUAUGUUAUUGUAAAAAUUCAUAUUUUUGUAUUGCAUGUGACUACCAUUCUGUACACGCAGUUUCUGUUUUCAUCCAUGGAAGACAAUAAAAUGAGGCUUGUCAUGUAAUAACAGAGUAGAUAUUUUUAUU
Molecule: messenger RNA, 5005 nt
Organism: Amphiprion ocellaris (clown anemonefish)
Lineage: Eukaryota; Metazoa; Chordata; Actinopteri; Pomacentridae
Product: kinase suppressor of Ras 1
Exons: 21
Coding region: 351-3302 (983 amino acids)
Biological process (GO): protein phosphorylation
Molecular function (GO): ATP binding; protein kinase activity
Source: RefSeq, a predicted model, not a curated record